GGUGUGCUAUAAAAUCUCAGAUGAAUAUAAGCUUGUGCCAGAGCAGGCAGACGAAGGCAAAGCUGCACAAUGAUGUCCCACAUUUGUUUGAUCCUGCUGCUGAUGUUGACACUGGACUCCGUGUCGUCCAACAACAGAUUUUUCAUCUCAGCCCCGAGAGUGUUCCAUGUGGGCGUCAAAGAAAAAGUGUUGGUCCAGGUGGAAGGGAUUCAUCUCAAUAAUGUCAUAAACAUUUACCUGGAACAUGAAAGUACUACAACACUGAUGUCUGUGAAAACAACUGCUACGUGUGCUGAGAUGGGCAGCAUCAAAACAGUUGAGCUCAUGGUAGACAAGGAAAAGAUGUCACAAUUGGCUUCCCCCAAAAAUGCACCACUAUAUCUUGUGCUAGUGGCAGAAAGCCCUUCCUUCCCUAAGAGGUAUUCAACAAGGGUCCUGGUGUCAAAGCACAGGGGUUACAUCUUCAUUCAGACCGAUCAGCCGAUCUACACCCUGGUCACAGACAGUGAGGUACAGGAUCUUCACACUGGACCAUGCACUGGAGGCCUUACAAAUGAAAUGUGCAGCAUUUCAAUUUUUAAUGCAGCUGGAAACAGAGUAAUGAAGUCCAUCAAAACUAAUCCUGAUGGUAUACUCAAGGGUGUAUUCACCAUACCUGAUGUCUCCAAAACGGGCACGUGGAAGAUCGUGGCACACUUUGAAGGUGAUAAUAAGAACUCUGCUUUUCGGGAGUUCAAAGUACAGAAAUUUGUUUUACCAAGUUUUGACGUGACGAUCAACAUGGAGCAGCGUUAUAUUUUAUUGGAUGCUGAGGAAUUAAAGUUCAUUGUCACAGCCAUGUAUUCACAUGGUGAGAACAUUAAUGGGGCCUACCAUUGUCGGAUUGGAGUGCUCACAAAUGGAACUAUUGGUGGUCAAGAAAAGGAGCUUGUUUUUAUUAAAGGACUGGAACUGACUGGUUCUGUCCAUGAUGGGAAUGGAGCAGUUUCACUCAAGACCGCAGUGUUAAAAAGGCAACUUAAAACAGAGAUGAAUGAAACUCUCUCUGACUUACAACAACGUGGAGUGCAGCUGUAUUUGGGUGUAUUUGUCACCAACAUACAAAAUGGUGAACUCCAAGAAGCAGACGUUUCGCUUCCCAUCAUCUCCCACAGAUACACAAUAGAUCUGUCUCGAACUCGUGCAUAUUUCCUUCCUGGAUUUCCGCUAAGCGUUGUGGCAAUCGUGCGUCUACCAGACGGUUCUGCAGCAUCUCUUGUUUCAGUAAAGAUUGAUGUUCCAUCAUCAUCAGAGAAAUCUAAAGAGGAUACAACUGACCAGCAGGGGGCAGUGUUUGCUGAAUUCAACAUUCUUUCCUCAGAUGAUUUCACUCUGGAAGUGUCAGUAGGUGAUCUGAAAGAGAGGAAAGUAAUUCGGCGCACUUCAUCUCAAAGUGGCAACUACUUAUACCUGGAAGUUAGCAACAGGAUGGUCUCUGUGGGUUCUUCCCUACCUGUAACGUACCACAUCAAUGGCCCAGAGAAUGGGUUUCUAUACUACCUGGUUUUAAGUCGAGGAUCCAUAAUAAAACAGGGUUCUCUGGCCCUUGGUCGUUCGCUUAAAGACAACCUGUUCAUAACGGCUGAUAUGGUUCCAUCCUUCCGUCUGAUUGGCUACUACUACAGCAAUGGUGGUGACAUCAUUGCUGACUCAGUGUGGAUAGAUGUCAAGGAUGAAUGUGAGACGCAGGUCACGGUAUCCAAGGACAAAAGUCACAGCAAACCUGGAAAAAGGACUGAGAUUGAAUUUAACAUACAAUCGCCAGAUGCCACAGUGACUUUGCUGGCUGUGGAUAAGGCCAUCUAUGCACUCAACUUCCACAACAGACUCUCACCAAAGCAGGUGUUUUCCUUUAUGCAGUCGUAUGACCUCGGCUGCUCAUACGGUGGAGGAUCGGAUUCAGCUUCCACCUUAAAUGACGCUGGACUGUCCUUUGUGACUCAGUCCUCCUCAGCAUGGACAAAACACUUUGGCUGUAAAUCACCAUCUACUCGUCAAAAACGUGCUGUGGAUCUUCACCAAGAAAUGCUGAAAUUAAAAUUAAAUUUCACCGGUGAUGAGUAUUUACAAGACUGUUGCGUUCGUGGCUUUUCUAUCAUCCCGAUGAGACUAACAUGUCAGGAAAGAGCUCAGAGGGUGUUUCGGGUGAAAGCAGACCCCAAGUGUAAACAGGCCUUCUUGAAGUGUUGCCUUGAAGGAGAAAAUCUGAGACAGAAAAAGCAACGAGAGGAUGCUCAGAAAGGAUACGGCCGCACUGCAAGCAUACUCGACAUUGAGGAGUUCUUCCUGGACACCACUGCUCAGUACAUUCGACGAUAUUUCCCCCCAAGCUUUGCAUUUGAAGAAUUUAAAGUAAAUGGCAAAAAAGGCCCUUUCAAGCAUUCUUUGGCUCUUCCGGAUUCCAUCACUACCUGGGAGAUUCAGGUUAUCACUUUAUCUCCCACCACAGGUUUUUGUGUUGUUGAGCCGUUUACAAUCAGAGCAUUUCAGGAUAUAUUUGUGUCUCUGAGGCUGCCUUACUCCGUGAAAAAGUACGAGCAGUUAACCAUUUCACCUGUUAUCUACAACUAUGGCGAUGAGAGCAGACAGUUGGCAGUUCACAUGGAGCAAACUGCGGGUCUUUGUUCCCCUGGUUCAGCCACCUCCUCAGCUUUUGUCAACAUUACUGUGGAACCCAGAUCCUCUCAGUUUGUUUCUUUCCCAGCUGUCCCUAUGGUAGCACACUCCAUACCAAUCAAAAUUCGCGUAUAUGAUAUAGAAAAUGAAAUGGGAAUUGAUGCGGUUGAAAAGACUUUAAAUGUUUUGACAGAGGGUGCAGAAGUGAGAACAGAAAAAACAUGGAUGCUGAAGUUGGAUGGCAGGAGCAGUCAGUCUUUCACCAUUGAUGGAACACUACCAGAAAACAUUGUCCCUGAGUCUGACUCAAAUAUGUUUCUUUCAAUGGAAGGGGUUGGAUUUGGACAAUCACAUGCUAAGAACCUUCUUUCUCCCCAGAAGGUUGCAUCCUUGAUCGUAUUGCCAACAGGAUGUUUAGAACAAACAAUGGUACGAUUGGCCCCAACUGCUUUAUCCCUCCGCUAUCUCGAUCUGAGUGAGCAAUGGUUUGAGUUGCCACCUGGUGCCAGAGAUAAAGCUAUGGAUAAUAUUGAGAGUGGUUAUAUCAGGAUUUUAGGUUACCAGAACAAAAAGGACGGAUCUUAUAGCGCAUGGAGUUCAGUGCCAUCAAGCAACUGGGUGACUGCCCUUGUGGUGAAAGUGCUGUCCUUGGUGGCAGAGCGUCAGACGGCGGCUCUUGGACAGCAGGGCAGGACGAGUCAAAUUGUUCCACAAGACAAAAUUAGUCAUUCGGUUCAGUAUCUGCUCUCAGUACAGAAUGCAGAUGGCUCAUUCAGUGACUCACAUCCAGUGCUACACAGAGGAAUGCUGAAAGGUAAAGACGAUCAAUCAGCCAUGACAGCUUUCAUAACACUUGCGCUUAAACGUGCACUGCCAUUCCUGAAGGAGGACAUGCGGAAUAAUACCGAAGCAAGCAUUUCAAGAUCAACAACAUAUCUCCUGUCACACUUUGAAGAACUUCAGAAUCACUAUGCUGUUGCUAUCACAGCCUACUGCCUGGCUGUUUGUCUGCCACAUAAAACGGAUUCAUCUGCAGCUUGGACAAAACUUCAAUCAAUGGCAACAAAAGUGGAAAAUGACUGCUAUAAGUGGGCGGCUAAUCCUGGAACAGCGCAUAAAGAACGAGCAGAUGCCAUCACAGUGGAGACGACAGCUUAUGCCCUCCUGACUGCUGUGGCACAUGAACAAUUCGAGUGGGCAGACAAAACUGCCUGUUGGUUAAUCACCCAAGAAAACUAUUUUGGAGGCUUCAAAUCAUCACAGGAUACCAUUAUGGCACUAGAAGCGCUCUCUGAAUAUGAACUAAGGAAGUCUUCCGGUCCCAUCACAAAUGUGAUGGCAGAGUUCAGUGUCCCAGGAAGGACAGAAGUUGUGAGGAUGUCAGUGGGGAAGGAUGACAAAGUGGAAACAGAGCUGAAGAAACUUAAAGGGAACAACAUUGAGAUGAAGCUGACAGGAGAAGGAGAAGCUAAAAUGAAGACUGUGAAGGUUUAUCAUUUGCUGGAUGUGAAGGACAGCUGUGACAAACUGUCAAUCAACGUCACAGUGGAGGGGAAAGUGAAGUACACUGCUAAGAUCAUAGAGACGUACGAUUACUACACUGAAGAGUAUGAUGACACUGACGAGACUGAGGUACAAAUGCCCCAAUUGGCGUCUCCGAACAAGAAUGACAAAGCCGCUGAUGACCCAAAUUUAGAGAACACUGUCAGCUACAGAGUCUGCGUCAGUCACAGCCUGAGCCAGAAUCUCACAGGGAUGGCGAUCGCUGACAUCACACUUCUCAGUGGAUUUGAUGCCAAAAUCGAGGAUCUCGAGGAGCUGAAAAAGCCACCAGAACAAUAUAUUUCCCACUAUGAGGUUUCCUAUGGAAGAGUACUGUUCUACUUCAACGAGCUCUUUGAGCAAAAGGAAUGCAUUAAUUUUGACGCUAUACAGAGAGUACCAGUUGGACUUCUGCAUCCGGCUCAAGCUGUAUUCUAUGAUUAUUAUGAACCAAGCAGGAAGUGCACUAUUUUCUACUCUGCUCCCCAAAGAAGCAAGAUGGUCUCCAAGCUGUGUUCAGAGGAUGUGUGCCAGUGUGCUGAACGACCUUGUUACAAAGAACAAACUACGUUUAAAUCCGAAAGAGGGGGCGUAAUCAGAAAGAACGACCGUGAACAGCACGCUUGCUUCUUCCCUUUAGUAGAAUACGCAUACGUGGUUCAAGUUCUCAGUGAUUCCAUGAAGAGUAACUUUGCGCUGUACACCACCAAAGUUACAGACGUGCUGAAAACAAAUGCGGACAAACAUGUGAGGGAAAAUUCUGUUCGAGUGUUUGCGAAGAGACGCCAGUGUAAAGGACAGCUGGAAGCAGGGAAAGAGUACCUCAUAAUGGGCAAAGACGGCUCCACUACUGACUCAUCUGGAGAGAUGCAGUAUCUAUUGGAAUCAAACACUUGGGUUGAAAAGAAGCCUCUGACAGAAGAAUGCAGAAAAACCACCUUCAUAAUUGCUUGCAGGGAAUUUAAUGAAUUCAUAUCAGAGUAUAAAAGAGAUGGCUGCAGACUCUGAGGGGGCAGUCAAACGUCGCACUUGGCUUUCAUAUUCAUUUCCAUUUACAGUAAUUUAGUAGUUACCGUAUAUACUCAUUUAUUACAUAUAGUAGCAACGACACCAGACUCCACCACAGGAUUGUUUCUAGUGUUAAUCUGUCCAUUAAUCACUUACUCUUUUACUGGUCAGUCUGUUAAAUGUUCAGCCUCAUUGCUUCAAUAAAUCUCAUUUAAACUGCUGUUCAAUUC
Molecule: messenger RNA, 5435 nt
Organism: Thalassophryne amazonica
Lineage: Eukaryota; Metazoa; Chordata; Actinopteri; Batrachoidiformes; Batrachoididae
Gene: c4b
Product: complement 4B (Chido blood group)
Biological process (GO): complement activation
Cellular component (GO): extracellular region
Molecular function (GO): protein binding; endopeptidase inhibitor activity
Source: RefSeq, a predicted model, not a curated record